CUUUCAACCGUUCAAAUAAAUUGAUUUCUCUUCCUCUUCUUCCUUUGCUUCAGCCGAACUCCGCUUCCCUCACCGUCUUCUCUCUUCACGUCUCACCCGCCGCGCCUCCUAGCCGCCCGUUCCUCCUCACGUUGCCGCUUAUCUGACGCCCAGACGAGCGGAGCCGACGUCUCCUUCGCUGCAGCUGGAGUUCGUCGCGCCGCCGUGUGGUUGUUUCACACCCGUAGUCCGAAGCCUUCGCCGCUGCGACUGCGUUGCCCAUCUGCCGCCGCCGGUCCCGUCAACCACUGAAGUUAGGUACAGAGUUUGGGAAUGGGUUUGGUAGUAAUCUUAGCAUUCAUCUUUAUCGAGUUAGGGCUGAUUUCACGAUAGGCAAAGCCUGAGCGGAAAAGCAAGAUGCAAACCCUGGAAUUUUGUAGCGAAGAAGAAUCGCAAAAAGCAGUGCCGUGGUUUUAGGGUUUUGGGUUUAGAGUGCUUUGGCCUUCUUCCACAUUUCAGCUUAUGGUUCGAACCACUUCCCCAUUUACUUGCAUUUUCAAUUUCAGUUCUGGCCGUUUAUGUCGCUUUACCAUCUUGCUAUCCAUAGGAAUUUUCUGCAUUACUCGUAUGCUAAUAGAAUUGCAUCUGCCCCAGUUGGUAACUCUCAAAUCUGGCCGCUUUAUGCCAUCAAAUGCCUUAGCCAUCAGUCAUCCGGUACAAAAAUCUUUCCUAAUGAAGUGAAAGUGGGGGAUGAAGACUUGAAUCAGAUUAUUGCUCCAACGGAAAAUGCCUCAAAAUGUAUCCAUGAGAUCAUUGAUGCUUGCAUUGAUAAGAUUUGUCGACUGGGACAUCUUGCAGCUGCAGCUCAUUUACUUAAAUCAUUGUGCAAUGAGAAAGUAUUUAAAUCCUCGGAGGCAUAUGAUAUGGUUUUGCUUGCAGCAAGUGAAAGGGGAGACACUCCUCUUUUAUGUGAAGUUUUUAAAGUUGCCCUACUUUCAUGUAAAUCACUGAGUUCGGCUUCUUACAUGAGUUUUGCCAGGGCCUUUACCAAGACAAAUGAUAGCAAGCUGUUGGAAUGUGUCAAAGAAAUAAUUGAGAUUACCUCUCAGAAGUGCAUAGUUAUAAACAGAAUUAUCUUUGCCUUCUCCGAGCGUAGGGAGAUUGAUAAAGCCUUUCAAAUAUUUAAUCAGAUGAAGUGUCUGUCAUGUACACCAGAUUUGUAUACAUACAACAUCAUUUUGGACAUGGUAGGUCGUGCAGGUCGCGUGGAUGAAAUUCUUCAUAUAUUUGUUUCCAUGAAAGAAGAAGGCAUAGCCCCAGAUAUUGUGUCUUAUAAUACAUUGAUAAAUAGCUUAAGAAAGGUGGGUCGACUAGAUAUAUCCGUGAUUUACUUCAGGGAAAUGGUUGCAAUGGGAAUUGAACCUGAUUUGCUUACUUAUACAGCUUUGAUAGAGAGUUAUGGUCGAUUUGGAAACCUCGAAGAAGCUUUGACACUCCUCAAAGAGAUGAAGCUUAAUAACAUCCGUCCUUCAAGCUAUAUUUACAGGUCCCUUAUCAGAAAUUCAAUGACGAUGAAGAAGGUGGAAUUGGCUACGGACCUUCUCAAUGAAAUGAAAUUAAGUAAAUCAGAACUUGCUCGUCCAGAGGAUUUCAAACGAAGAAAAAUGUAACCAAUUGCAUAGUUUCACAGCAGACUUUGAGAUUGAUAAGCAUGUGAAUGUCAUGGCUUUAAUCUUCAAAGUGAGAUCUGCCAGAGUGACUGCAUGCAUAGGUAAUAUUUCUACCUAUUUAUCUACUUCUCUUAUGUCUGACAUGAAAUACACAAAUUGUUGUCAUAAGUUGCAAUAGAAGUCUUGUGACGAAUUUUGGAGAUUCAUUUUAGGACCAAUAUACAAAAACGUAAGAUGAAUAUUUGGUUUGUUUAAUUGUCUGUUAUGUAAGGUGCUGUGUGUAACUAACGUUUGUUGGGAGAUAUAACUCAAAUCGUGGAGCAUUUUUAGAAUA
This is a messenger RNA of Cucumis sativus (cucumber), 1983 nucleotides long. RefSeq names its product pentatricopeptide repeat-containing protein At1g11900. NCBI's taxonomy places the organism in Eukaryota, Viridiplantae, Streptophyta, Magnoliopsida, Cucurbitales, Cucurbitaceae. Gene Ontology annotation, molecular function: protein binding. Bases 558 to 1649 code for a protein of 363 amino acids. The transcript is spliced from 2 exons. The record is from RefSeq and is a predicted model, not a curated record.